This is a messenger RNA of Betta splendens (Siamese fighting fish), 3673 nucleotides long. Its product is annotated as protein phosphatase 1 regulatory subunit 3C-B-like. The coding region runs from base 240 to 1277 and encodes 345 amino acids. NCBI's taxonomy places the organism in Eukaryota, Metazoa, Chordata, Actinopteri, Anabantiformes, Osphronemidae. The record is from RefSeq and is a predicted model, not a curated record. Gene Ontology annotation, molecular function: glycogen binding; protein phosphatase 1 binding. Gene Ontology annotation, cellular component: protein phosphatase type 1 complex. Gene Ontology annotation, biological process: regulation of glycogen biosynthetic process. The transcript is spliced from 3 exons.
GGGUCGUCAUUAGCUGAGAGAGUGAGCGGCUGAGUGUUGAUUGGUUGGCUUUCUGUCUGUCUUAGGGGGCGUGCGCCAGCGCGCGGACAGACGGCAGCUUUUCCUGCUAAAAAUGGCUGAAAGUUAAUAAGGGAACAAAACAAAAAAGACGUUAUUGAAGAAACUGAGGUCAGGUUGUUGUUGUAUUAGGAGGCGAACCGGGAAUAAUUCUGGCGGAUGUUACUGAGCGGAAGUUACCAAUGAACAGCACCAGUGUCAUCCAAAUCCUGAACAUUCGCCAGGGGGGUCUUUCUCCCAUCAUUCCGAUUGAUAUGGCAAUGAGGAUAUGCCUGGCCACCUCCCCGCCUUUACACCCCUUCCUCUGUUCUUCAUCGUCAUCAUCAUCAGCUACUCUGCUGCAGUGCCAUGAACCACUGCGGCCGUGUCUUUCAUCUGGUCGUAAUAUUGCGAUGGCUACCACGCCCCCAACAAUGUCAAUGAACUCAAAGAGGAGUGCCGCAGAUGUCAUCUUCGGACACAGCAGGAUACUGCAGAAGAAGAAAAACGUGGUGUUUGCUGAUUCACAAGGUCUGGCACUCACUGUGGUCCAUAUCUUCAACCAAUUUGAGGAUGAACCGCUGAAUGAGCUGCAGUUCCAUCUAAACGAGAUGGAGGGUGCCACAGCUGGAUCACACCUGGGAGAUGGCAAAGAUGUUGGAGACUCUGGCUCGGUGCUGGUUUUGGACUUCACUUCACCAGCUUCAGACUAUCUAAACCUGAGGAACCGGCUCAAAGCUCAGCAUGUUUGUCUGGAAACGUGUCAUGUCCAGGAGCAUCUGCUCUCUGGAACUGUUCAGGUCCACAACAUCAGUUUUGAGAAGUUGGUGUCAGUCCGGAUUACCUUUGAUUCAUGGCACUCUUUCGAGGAUGUUAAGUGUCAAUACCUAAACAAUGUCUAUGGUGGCCCUGACACAGACACCUUCUCUUUUUCCAUCUUGGUGCCAGAGAUCAUUGAGCUUCCAAACAGAGUGGAGUUCUGCAUACAGUACAAAACUCCUGACAACACCUUCUGGGAUAACAAUGAUGGCAAUAACUAUCACCUACUGGUGGCUGACCCCAGCGGCAGUCUGGCGCAGAGCCCUGAUGCUUCAAGACAGCUAGAUAUCCAGAGAGUCUGUGGUGGAGAGAAAGGGGUUGAGAUGGACUUUGAUCCAUUUGGAAGUCCAAGGACAUCAACAGGGAUCCUCUCUGAGUGGCAGACCUGGAGAUGCAUAGAAACGAGCUCCCCAUACUGGUAAUAGUACAACAGAACAUGACUUUCCACUCUGGUGUAGGAGGUUCACCUAACUUUCAGAGGGGCUUUACAACCCAGACUCAGGUAAUCUAGACAUGGUUUGAUUUGACAUCAAAUGAACUGCUUAAACUCCUUUUCUGCAUAAGUUGUGGAUUAUGAAUGCGGCUUUGAGACCCAACCACAAAAAUCUAAAAGUGUACUGGAACACCUGGGUUUCACACGUGCCCCAGAUUCAGGUUGACGGAAGUGCCAGAACUGUCCCAGUUGACCAGGAGUGGAUGAUUGAUUCUAGUCUGAGUGCUGCAAACUGGAGCUGACCCUGAUCAGAUCUUUAGAUUGUGCACUUUAAAACCUGAGUCUAUGUAGUCCUAGGGCUGUGACGUAACAAACUGUGACCAGACAGCAGAAAGGAACUUCUUCCUUUACAAAGCACAGAGAAGUAUCAAAGAUGAUGGAAACUGACGAGCACAAGGCUUCUCAAGAGAUGAAGUUUUCUAGGGCUAAAGGGCUGGUAACUUUGAACCAUCACAGUACAGAAUUUUGCUGUUUUCUUCACCAGCGUCACACAGAUUGUACUUUCAAAUAUUUACAGCCUUACUUGUUCUUUAUGGAGUUGCACUAUGGUUCAUUUGCUGUUUGACGGUGGGUUUUGUAUAAAUCGCUAUAAGUGUUGAGCCUUUCUUCAUAACAGUUGUGGGAAGUUCUGUCUUUGAGACUGUAGGUUUGAAAUUUAAAAUGUUUCCUCUUUAUUUUCUAACACCAACAAAAUGAUCCUGACCAUUCUAAAAAAGGUCUUUUUAGGCUUUAAUUAAACAGCUGAAAAUUGUUGUUACAAAGAGAAAAUGAUGAAUGUAUAUUUGUCCAGUAUCGAAUCUCGUUCCUGUCUUAAAGCGUUUUAGGCUCAGCUCAUCCAAAACCCAAACAGACACUGGCUUUAAGUAUGUCCGGACCUUGACACUGCUCUUGUCUAGUCUAAGUCUCCUUGUCUCAGGUUUGUAGGCUCUAUUCUUAGUCGUCCUUUAGGCUCCAGACUAACCUCAUACAAAUGUAGCAUAUUCUGAAUUUAGAAGAGGUUGAGGGAAAGUGUUGCUUUAUGUUUUUUUUUUUAGCUGAAUAACCCUAGGAUUUAGCAUAGAUGCUAUUGAUACUAAACAGUUUCUUUCUUGUCCCAGGUAAUGGAUCUAUGCACUUUGUUUUUUUGCUGUAGAUGAGUAAAAGCUAAACAAAUCCCUUUAAGCCUCUGUAGCUGCUGACUGUGUCUUUGUGAAUCUUGAUGUUGUUAGGAGGUUGAUGUAUUGUUUGGGAAUAGAAAGCAUGUAACAGUGUUUGAGAGUCUGGAUGAAACCUGCUGUAAUCCGGUCAUGUGCAGAUUUUAAAAUAUUUUAUAGUAUAUUUUAUGCAGUACAAUCAAAAAAGUAAGCAGAAACUGUUAAAUGAAGCUGUCGUUAAUCUGAGGAGGAUAGGUCGACCAAAGACUGUGUUGACCUCUCAGUCGUCCUCCACUUCAGCUUCAGUAUCAGGGCUGCAAACAAAGGAAACCGUACUUGUUGUUGUGAUGACCAUUGCUGAAUGAGAUUUAAUGUCUUUCAGUGGGUUCAGUAGUUUGCGUCCACAAGGAAACAUUAUAUUAAUCUUUAGAGAUCCCAGAGAUGAGAUUUAUGUCACCGAAAAGCUUCAGCAUUGUUCAGUAAAGUGAUAACUCACUAAAACACAGAACUGCACUUUAACUAUUAUCCCAAACACAGUAGAAUAAAAACCACUUUACUCUUCAUAUGGAAGUUCACAUGGUUUUAUUUGUGGUUGUUUAGUCAUGCCCUGGUUAAGGUAUUGAAGUGCACAUUGGUGUAGCAGUAAGAGUAGGAAGAUGCUAAAUAUAGAUAUUAUUUUAUCUUUGGGUCCCUGAGCUGGUUGUGUGGCCCCGGUCUCAAUGAGGAAUCUGCUAUAAACCACACACUUAAAUGUAUUAACUAAAUGUACGACUUGAAAACAGCAAAUAAUCCAAAGUUAGCUUAGCUUAAACUAAUUUAAUAGAUAAGGUAAAUGCAUUCAGGUUGUAUAGCUAAGAUGCUAACUAGCUACUAGCAUUUGUAAUGGCUGUGAUGUAAUGUGCAAUGUACUGUAAUGAUGAUGUCACAAGGGAUUGUAGAAGCAGGAAUUGAUGUAAGCGACUGUUUAUUUUCAGGUGUUUUUUCCUAAUAAAGGUAUGUUUAGUGUUAAAAAGGGAGAUCAGUGACUUUUUGGUAAAAUAUUUAUUAAUCAGUGAAUAAAUCAAACAAUAAUAAAGUACAUGCAGCACAUCAGACAGUAGCAAUGAGAUUGAAACUCAUACGCUGCAUCUAGACCCUGAACUAAAUGACUGUGCUGCUCCCACUCAGACUAAAAUUUAGAUUUUCAUCUGUC